Molecule: messenger RNA, 1241 nt
Organism: Penaeus monodon (black tiger shrimp)
Lineage: Eukaryota; Metazoa; Arthropoda; Malacostraca; Decapoda; Penaeidae
Product: zinc finger protein 189-like
Exons: 1
Coding region: 74-1150 (358 amino acids)
Biological process (GO): regulation of transcription by RNA polymerase II
Molecular function (GO): RNA polymerase II cis-regulatory region sequence-specific DNA binding; DNA-binding transcription factor activity
Source: RefSeq, a predicted model, not a curated record
AUGUAUUUAUUUUUCUAUCUAUGUAUUUAUUUUUAUAUGUAUUUAUUUAUUUGUGUAUUUAUUUUUAUUAGAUAUGUAUUUUCUGUUAGAUAUUUCUCACGGAGAUAUGAUUGAAAAUGGUCAGAUCCAUCUCCUGUAUUGUGAAGAUAUUCAUUCUCACUCAUACCUUUUCUACAUUAGCCAUGUAGUUAUACAUUCUGUUAUCUUCGUUCUAUUUACCAUUCAUAGGACGAUGAUGAGUAUUCUCCCUGACCGGAUUCCCUUGGCUCAGCUCUCAGAUGAGGAAAUGUUGGGCACAGGAGUCUGUAUCAAGAGAGAACUCGACGAAGGUGUCACCGAAGACAUGUAUUUAGAAAUUAAGGAAGAACCGUAUGAUUAUGCAGAUGAAGCAAAAUAUAAAGUGAGUGAAGUAAAAGUGAAAGAAGAAUUUCUUUUCUUCAAGGAUCUUCAAGACCUCAGGCAGGAUGCAAAUGAAAAAGGCUCAUGUGAUUUUACUGAGGAUUGCAACGAUAUUUCAUCAGGAGGACCAUUAGUGGCUGAGGAUUGUGGGAACAGGUGCUCGUCAGAUUGGGAUGAGGCACCACUUAAGGAAACUUAUGAGGAGGUUACACAUGGAAAAGUGGAUAGGAAAUUGAAGUGUUUUUCAUGUGAAGUGUGUGGCAAGACGUUCGAUAAUAAGACAUACAUAAAGAUUCAUAUGAGAGUACACACAAAGGAGAAGCCAUACGGCUGUGAAUUUUGCAACAAAGCUUUCUCAAGGAAGAGUGACCAAGUGAAGCACAAAAGAGUACAUACAAAGGAGAGGCCAUACAGCUGUGAAAUUUGCAAGCAAGCCUUCUCACAGAAAAAGAGUUUAGUAAAGCACAUGAGAGUACAUACAAAGGAGAAGCCAUACAUCUGUGAGAUCUGUAAUAGGGCUUUUGCUCAUACUAGUUCAAGAGUGAUACACAUGAGAGUACAUACUAAGGAGAAACCAUACAGCUGUAAUAUUUGCAACAAGUCCUUCACUGUGAAAUGUAGUCUUGUAAAGCACAUGAGAGUACAUACAAAGGAGAAGCCAUAUACCUGUGAGAUUUGCAAUAAAGCCUUCUCUUUAAAAUAUGUUCUAGCACAACACAAGAAAGUACACACAAAGAAACAAUGUAGCUGAGGUUUCUCUCAAGAAAAAUUGAUUUAGUGAUUUAGUGAUUUACGUAAGGUUUCCCUCACACAAAAUGAUUUAGCGAUAGUGUGCAGGCAUG